GGAAACCGGAGCACCCGGAGGAAACCCACGCGGACACGGGGAGAACAUGCAAACUCCACACAGAAAGGGCCUCGCCGGCCACGGGGCUUGAACCUGGACCUUCUUAUUGUGAGGAGCUUCAACAGCCUAGCCAUGGUGGAUGUAAGCAAAUGGCCCCUCUUUAGCCUCGUGAGUGCACAGGACACUGCCUCAAUACGUCAGGCGUGUGUGUUUGGAACAUCUGCCAACGAGGCAAUCUACAUCACCCAUGAUAACGAGGUGUACGUGUUUGGGCUGAACUGCAGUAACUGCUUGGGCACAGGGGACAGCACGAGCACCAUCGUCCCUAAAAAGCUAGACUGUCUGAGUGGGAAGAAGGUGGUCAGUCUAAGCUAUGGCAGUGGACCACAUGUGCUGCUAGUUACAGAAGAGGGCCAGCUGUACGGGUGGGGACAUAACGGGUACAGUCAGCUUGGUAAUGGGACUACCAAUCAGGGCGUGUCUCCUGUGCUUGUGUCCACGAACCUGCAGAACAAGAGAGUGAUCGAUGUGGUUUGUGGAUCGCACCAUUCAGUCGCCCUGACCCACGAUGGAGAGGUGUUUGCUUGGGGCUAUAAUAACUGCGGUCAAGUGGGGUCAGGAUCCACAGCCAACCAGCCCACACCACGCAGGGUCUCCAGCUGCCUCCUUAACAAAACAGUGGUCAGCAUAGCCUGUGGUCAGACCUCCUCCAUGGCAGUAACGGACAACGGAGAGGUGUAUGGUUGGGGUUAUAAUGGUAAUGGACAGCUUGGGUUGGGGAACAAUGGAAAUCAGCUGACGCCGUGUCGUCUAGCAGCGCUACAGGGUGUCUGCAUCCUACAGAUCGCCUGUGGUUAUGCCCACUCACUGGCACUAACAGAUGAGGGAUUGUUGUAUGCAUGGGGAGCCAAUACUUACGGCCAGCUUGGUACAGGCAACAAGAGCAAUCAACUCAGCCCAGUUCAGGUCAUGGCUGAGAAAGAGAGGAUUGUGGAGAUAGCGGCAUGUCACUCCACGCACACCUCGGCAGCGAAGACGCAGAGUGGCCAGGUCUAUAUGUGGGGCCAGUGCAGAGGUCAGUCCAUCGUCUUACCCCACCGCACACACUUCAGCUGCACCGACGACGUCUUCGCCUGCUUCGCGACGCCAUCGGUCAUGUGGAGACUCCUGUCCAUGGAGCAUGAUGAUUUCCUGACCGUGGCUGAGUCUCUGAAGAAAGAGUUUGACAGCCCUGAGACCUCAGAUCUCAAAUUUAGCGUAGAUGGCAAGUUCAUACAUGUCCACAAAGCAGUGCUGAAAAUCAGAUGCGAACACUUUAGAUCCAUGUUUCAGUCCCACUGGAAUGAAGAUAUGAAGGAGGUGAUUGAGAUCGAUCAGUUCUCCUACCCCGUCUACAGGUCCUUCCUGGAGUUCCUCUACACCGACACUGUAGAUCUUCCUCCAGAAGAUGCCAUUGGAUUGCUGGAUCUGGCAACUUCGUACUGUGAGAACAGGCUAAAGCGACUGUGUCAGCACAUAAUAAAGCGGGGCAUCACUGUGGAAAAUGCCUUCUCCCUGCUGUCUGCGGCAGUCAGAUACGACGCUGAGGAUCUUGAAGAAUUCUGCUUCAAGUUCUGUGUGAACCACCUGACGGCGGUGACUCAGACAGCAGCGUUCUGGCAGAUCGACGGGAACAUGCUGAAGGAGUUUAUCUGUCGAGCCAGUCGCUGUGGAGCUUUUAAAAACUGACUCCAAGCUAAAUGAGCUUGAGUGCAGCUGUAUUACAAACUCAUCUGCACCAUUAGAGGGCACUGUUACUGACCGCACAUUGGAUUUUGUUUUAUUGCAGAUAUCUAUCAUUUACGGAAGCCUGUUUCCGCCACCAUAAAAAUCAGAAGGUUUCUCAUAAUUAUGACUUAAUUCUCAUUUUUAUGAGAUUUUCUUUUGACUUUUUGCCAUAAUGAUGGAGUACCUCAGUUAUGAUGUGCUGUCUCAUUGCCUGACAUUUGUCAUAAUAAUGACUUACUAUUUCAUAAUUAUGAGAUGUUCCCAUUAUGGCAUACGGAGUGACUGAGUGGUCACUCAGAAAGUGAUGGAAACAGGCUUCAUAUAUUAUAGACCAACAGGAGAAUGGUUGCUUUCAUUCAUUCAUUCCCAUGGCAUGAAUGAGUUUUUAUGAAGGUUGUUUGAAUUUAUCUUGAUAGAUUUUUUUUUUUUAUUUAUGGAUGAGUGUUGCAUUUCAGCAUAGGUACUGUAUCAAUACAGAGAAAUAGACAUUGUUUUUCCAUUAGACUUUAUAGCACUUGGUUUGUCUGUGCCUGUUGGGUCAUCUUUAACUACAGUUACUGAAGUGCAAUCCAUCAGUGUUACUCUGUUUGUUUAGUGUAGGUAAUGGUAUGGGGCCGAGUAAAAUUAAGGAUCCUUAAUUUUACGAGGAACCAUACGAUUACUUGUUUAUAAUACAUAGAGCCAAAUUACUCAAUUCUAACACGACACAAGGACCGCAUUUCUACAGAAUAUCAUCUUGUUUCGUCAGGCUUUUGGACUUGUUUGGCGCUUUACCCAUUCCAAUAAACUAGCCAAUAGCAUUUCAGAAAUAUGGCCUCGUGUUAAGGAAAAAAGCCCUCAUUGAUUGACCAAUCAGAACUGAGUAAUUUGGCCCUAUGUAUUAUAAACUAUAUAUAAUCCAUUCCGGAAUCUCAGUUUAACUUAGAAUUGACAAUGUAGAGUCCACAGUAAUAUCCUAACAUGCCUGAUGGACUUGUUGGGUUUGUUUGGACUGUGGUGGGAACUGGAGAACACUUUUUUUUUUUUGGAAUGGUGUUUGGAUCAUAUUCCUAUGCUAUGCAUUAUUGUACACAUUUUUUUCCCCCCUCUCUGACAUCACAUCCCAAUUGGCAGAGCCAGGGUUAAAGUGACGGCGGAGACUAAUGGGUAUUUUUUUUUUCCCUUCCUCCUGAUUUGGUGCAGCUCGUUUAUUAUUUUCAUACAUUAUAAUAGUGUGAUUGUGGAUGUCAUCCCAGUUGGUGAUGCUUUUUUUUUUUUUUUUUUUUUCUUUCCUUUUCUCAUAUUUGCUGUUCCAGUGUUGACUGACACGUAAACAAAAUGUUUAAUUCUGGUCUUUCGGUAUAUAGUCACUUGCAGGACUAACUCAUGUAUGCUUGAGGAAAGCCACUUUGAUUUUUUUGUAUUUUGAGGGGUUUUUUUAAACCAGAAAUUUAAUUUACUUGUUACUAGUUGUGCUUGUGAGAAGUUUAAGGACGCUUGAUUUGAAAUUUGUUUCAGUUCUUAAUCUCUGUUCAUAUAAAUGUUUUUUUUUUUUUUUUUCCUCCCUACCUGCUCCUUCCUUAAUAUAUACUAACGUGCAUAUGAAUUUCUUUUGACUGAGAAUUUUUGGGAAACAACCAACUGGAUACAAAGAUCCACAUUAAACGUCCUGAAUUUGUUACUAUCCAGAUAUCAGGACUCUAACAGCCGGAAGGGAUUCAGUACUGACCUCUUUGCUCGUUAAAACUGCAAAAGACACUCUUUUUGCUAUUACUUUGUUCUUGCUAAUGAUUCAUUGAAGAGCUAUUGAUCCUAAUUGAGCUAACAGACUUUGCAUUAAAUGAAAAUGCGACAUCUGAUUUAGUUUUUGAAAUAUGGCGAGUCUGCUUUGAUGCCCAUCGAGUCUUUCAGUCUAAUUUCAGGCUAAUAAUACUCAGUACUGGAUCAAUGCACUUUUAAUUUACUUGCAUCAUUUUCAUUUUGUAUGACUUUAUGUUGGUUUAUGUAAAAUGCUCGUUGUUAAUGUGUAAAGAAGCGGGUUUCUUUUUUCUGAAAUGUGUAUAUAUUGUACAGGUUUUGCACUAAACACAAUUAAUUGAUUUAAAUAAAGUGAUUUAUCAA
Neoarius graeffei (lesser salmon catfish) is the source of this 3867-nucleotide messenger RNA. RefSeq names its product regulator of chromosome condensation (RCC1) and BTB (POZ) domain containing protein 1 (gene rcbtb1). The coding region runs from base 133 to 1728 and encodes 531 amino acids. The transcript has 12 exons. The record is from RefSeq and is a predicted model, not a curated record. Gene Ontology annotation, molecular function: protein binding. Lineage: Eukaryota; Metazoa; Chordata; Actinopteri; Siluriformes; Ariidae.